This is a messenger RNA of Scophthalmus maximus (turbot), 5249 nucleotides long. Its product is annotated as beta-1,4-galactosyltransferase 3. The transcript is spliced from 7 exons. Gene Ontology annotation, molecular function: glycosyltransferase activity. The coding region runs from base 1192 to 2370 and encodes 392 amino acids. Gene Ontology annotation, biological process: carbohydrate metabolic process. The record is from RefSeq and is a predicted model, not a curated record. Lineage: Eukaryota; Metazoa; Chordata; Actinopteri; Pleuronectiformes; Scophthalmidae.
CGCCGUGCUCAGUCGCUCUUCGAGGCUACUGCACAUCGCGUCCCCCCCUCGGCGUCAACUUCAAAACAACACGGAGCACACGGAGAGAGGAGCGGGGCUCUGCGGACCGCUAGUCACCCGUCCGAGGGCGCAGAACGGAGGCCUCUUCCCUGAGCCGCGCUGGAGUGAUUGGUCCAGUUCCUUUCGUCCUCUGCAUCUCGUGGCUGUCGGCCCUGUGAGCUGCAUGAGGGCUCUCAGAGCUGUGGAUUGUAUCAUUAUGGAACAAUAGCAGUGGGACUCAAAGCUCUCCCUCCUCUUCCCCCAUUUCUUCUUCCUCUCAGCCUGACUCUCAACUGAAGCCCUGCCCCCUAGCAAAUACACAGUCACCCACCCACACACAUGUGCAGCCGUCUGACUGCUCCUCCCACGCUGGUCAUGGUCCACUCCCCCAGUCUCUCCGGUCAGUCAGUCAGGCAGUGAGUCAGUGGAAGCGCUGUAAUCCUCUGUGAAGUAUAGGGCCUAUACGGUUGCAUAUGCUGGCCUUUGUCGGUUGUUGUUAUUGCAGAGGCCUCCCUCAGAAGAGAACAUGAGGGACAACAUAAAGCAGCAUAAAGCUCACUAGGGGAGGAAGCGAAAGCGAGAGAGUGAGUAAGAGACACUGACACUGCCAUUUCUUUGACUGGAGGAGAAUGAGCUUCACAGGGCGACAGCUGGGAUUCAGUAGUGGUGAAACCACAUGAUGUGGGACUGGCAUUACUAUUGCACGUCAAUCACAAAUUGGACCAACAAUCACCUCUGGAGUUAUUUGUCAAAUACAUUUUUUUUUUUCAAAUUAAGAUUUUGGGAUAUUUUUGUAUUUUCCCUCUCCUUGGUGGUCUCCUUCCAUUACAGCCCACCAAAAGUGCCUUGUAUGUUACUUGUGUCUAUGUUUGUUAUUUAACUCAUCCUACUUAAUACUUCAUUUCAGAUUCUAUAUUUCCACAGAUUGUUUGUGGUAACUUUACAUACAGUAAACGUGUUGCCAUACUUAAGGGAAAGUACAGCUCUGGCAACGGCUUCCAUCAAAUGCACACUUGAGAAUCAUCACCGUGGCAAAUUCUAUUUCUGCUUGUGGGUGAGCGUGUUUAGGCUCAGUGUUACACUCAAGACUGGUGUGACUCUCUGCACCACUUCCUCUGGAUCUCUGCUUUUCGACGACGCAGAGCUGUCGACAUGAUCACUCUCCAGUCCAAAUGGCGCUACAUUUUCAUGUUCCUGGGUAUCCAGCUGGUGGUCAUGGCACUGCUGUCCCGAGAGGGAUACCAGAAGAGGGUCACCUACUUCAUCCGCAUCUUCCGCAAGCCCGACACCCCUGGUUUGUCAAGCCGCAAUCAAACGGCGGGCAUCACUGGAGGGGAUAUAUAUGCCAACCUCUCCCACUUACCCAAAGCUCACAGCCAUGCAGAUGAGAUGCCCUACUGCCCCAAGACAUCUCCUUUAAUAGGCGGGCCCAUCCACGUCAGCUUCCCGUCGGGGCUCAGUCUGGCAGAGGUUGAAAGGAAAAAUCCAAUGGUGGUUCGGGGAGGACGUUACAGGCCGCCGGACUGUGAGGCGAGGCACCGGACUGCCAUCAUCAUUCCCCACAGACACAGAGAACACCACCUAAAGUUCCUGCUCUACUACCUACACCCUUUUCUGCAGAGACAACAGCUCAACUAUGGAAUUUACAUCAUUCAUCAGGCCGGGAACUACACGUUUAACCGAGCCAAGCUGAUGAACGUGGGUUUCCGCGAGGCCAUGAGGGAGGAAGACUGGGACUGCCUCUUCUUCCACGACGUGGACCUCAUCCCAGAGGAUGAUCGCAACACGUAUAUCUGCGACUCCAACCCGAAGCACGCAGCCAUCGCCAUGGACAAGUUUGGCUACAAGCUUCCGUACAAGAUGUACUUUGGAGGAGUGUCGGCGCUGUCGCCACUGCACUACCUCAGAAUGAAUGGUUUUCCCAACAACUACUGGGGCUGGGGGGGAGAGGACGACGAUAUCGGAGUCAGGGUGUCUCUGGGCGGGAUGUACAUAACUCGUCCGUCACUGAAGGUUGGCCGGUACAAGAUGAUUAAGCACAAGCUGGAUAAAGGAAAUGACGUAAACCCAAAGAGGUUCAACAUGCUGGCCAAGACGCGUCAGACCUGGAAGUCGGACGGGAUGAACACCGCUGAAUAUGAGGUCAUCUCGAGGCAAUACCUGCCCCUCUACACCAACAUCACCGUCAACAUUGGCACUGAGGCCGGUCUACAUCUGCUCCCUCCCACGCCCUCCCCCGGUGCCAAGGCCGAAGGCAAACCUGCAGAUGAGGCGCCAGCCGGAAUGUCAGCCAAACAGGAAGAAACGCACUCCCCCCAGACAGACCACUAGUUGUGUUUAACUUUGCCAGUUCUUCAAAAGGAUAAUGCUCUCGGUACAUGUAGGGAUGGUGGCUUUUUCUUCGCCGUGGCCUGAAACCUCUCGCUCACUUUAAGCUUUUUUGUCUGUUUGUGGAGGAUUUAGUUUUGUGGACCCACAGUCAGCCAGUCGUUAAGGCGGUCAACUCGCCCAGGGGCCGUAUUCACAAAUAAGAAUAUUCUCAGAAAGAUCCUAAAUAACCCUGAACAUUUCUAAAAUCCUGUUUUAGGAGAGUAAGUGGUAAGUUUUGUACAAUAUGAACAGGGGGAAAAUGGCUUUGCUUUCAUCAAUUUCUGAGAUUGCUGGCCAGUCUGUAAAGGAAGUGGUGUCGGUUGGCGUGUAACUUUAACUUAAACCGGCGAACAAGCAAACGGUUACGGAGGCAAGUAAAAGAAGCUGGAAAAAAAAAAAAAACACUGCACAGACGACCGAUGUUUACUCUCAGCUCAACAAAUCGACGAGCGUAAAAUCUUUUUCAAGAGAAAAAAAACUGUCCUGGAACUGUUCUUAGAAAACGUCAAUCUUCCAAGAAUCUUCUCUGAAUUUCACCACUAAGAAGCGUCUCUUUGCACUGGGCUGCUUCAUGAAUACGGCCCCCGAUUGAUAAAGAAUAAAAACGGCCGGCAUGAAUUUCUCAACCCUCCACCUUCGGUUCCCUAUGAUCCGAUCACAUAGCUGAUCGUUUCUUUCCGAUGGGAGCCACAGCAAAGAGAAAAGCUGAAAGUUGGACUCUAUGAGUUUUUUUUAUAUAUAUAUAUAUAUAUAUAUAUAUAUAUAUCUACAGUGCUGCAGUCGCUGGUUAAACCUUGUGAUGCCUUAGAAUCUUUUUUUUUCUUUUAACUGGUAUUUUACGGAAUUCAGAAUACUGGGUUUUUAUGGGGCAGUAGCUGCAAUGUCCAGCAGUCACGCUGUGCCACGGCAGAUUCUGACUUUUUUUUUUUUUUUUUGUCUCAAAGCCAAUGAAUUCACGAGUUGGAACGAGUGUGUGAAGCUGCUACAGUGGGAACUUAAUCUGUUACAACUGUGCACAUAUCAAUGAGUUCUCUCUGCAUAUAUCUAGUCCUCUGUUUAGAAGCAUUUCCCGCACAGAGAUUCUGUUCUACUUCAGUUUGGCUCGUAUAUCGAAACGCUUUCUCCCGACUUAUAGAUACUGUCCACAUCAUUUGGCGUCUGGUCACAUUAAGUGAAAGGCCGAUGCGAAGUAGAAGGUACCAAUGGUACCGUUCCUCUGUUCAGCGUUUAUCCAGGCAGUAAUGAGCACAUUCGGUUCUGCCUUUUUAAAUGAGUUCAGUAUAUUUCAGCAUAUCCACUAUCUACAACAUUUCACAUCAAAAUGGAGUCUCUUUGCUCACCAUAUAAUGUAUACACACACACACACGCACGCAAAUAUAUAAUUAUGUAACUGUGACUCGUUCCCCUAACGAUGCAGUGAAUUUUAGUUAUGUGCAAAAUUGGUGAAACUUUAUUUUAUUUUAAACCAUCGAAAACUUAACAGGAGUUUGCUGGAGAGACAGAUCACUGUUGUUGAGCUAUUCUCACAAAGUUUCAUGACAAUAAUAUCUAAAUGCACCGUUGUCAAGUUGACUUGAUGAUGUGAUAAUAUAAUUGACAUGAAUAUUUGGAGUGUGACUUACGUUCCAGGUGUUGAAUUCAGCACGUUGUGACAUGGAGACGUCUGCCAUGUCCUCUCCCCCCGUGCCCUUGUACUGCAUGCAGACUCUUCAGCAUCCUCCUCCUCCUCUCUGACAGAUUUGAUUGUUUACAAGAAAACCCAGUACCUUUAUCCAGCGAGUGUGGCUCUAGUGAUGGACAUGUUGAAACCAAAGACGAAUGCAUGGGAAGCUGCGAUAAUGGAUAAAAAAAGAAAAGAAAAUGUGUGCGUAUAGCAAGCUCCAUAUGUUAAUGAUGAUUUCCACAAAGCUGUAUUUUUAUUCCAUUUUGAAGGACAAAGUCUCAUAUUUUCUUCCUUUCAACAUUUGAAGCCUCUUUUAAAUUCGGUGUCCAUGAAGCUGUCAAGAGAAGAAACCAGCACGUAUUUCCCUUAAUGUACUAACUAUAGAACACAUUUUUAUUUUUUAGCGAAGGUUUGAGGAUAGUUGGUGAUGAUUUUUUUAUUAUUAUUACUCUAAUGAAAACUCAUUUUUAUUUUCAUUGUGGUAUUUGCUGAAGUGAAUGAGACGAGGUCUGAGAGUGGUUUCCUGUGAUUUUUCUGAAAUAGACGGCUUAAUACUGUAUUAGUGUUUUGGUGAAGAUUCAUAUUUAACUCCUAUGGCCUUAGCAACACACUCACCCAGCACUGGUAUUUCAAUACUCGGGCACUAGUGUGUUUUUAUAUCAAGACUAAAUAUGCAUGACAAAAGAACCGUAGUAAAAUGCAUAUGGAAAUGUACUGAGCACCCAAACGAUUCACGUCAGUGCUCACCUGGAAAAUGUGAAGCAUGCUUAGAGUGUCUAUUUUAUGAACCAUAAACUUUUGUCCUGACUUUCUAUGUAGAGAAUUCCAUCUGCUGUGCGGAGUGCCCCUCGCUGCUGUGUACCAUAAGAGGAAGAGAAAAUGGCAUUUUUCUUAACAAACCGUACAAAAGAGGUUUUCAAUGUCACAAUUUUCCAUAAUUUAUGGUGUUGGUGUCUCUCUUUUCUGACUCCCUUUUUAUUUCAAAGCGACUAUUUUCAAUUUUUAUUUGACUCCAUUCUGAUGUGGUUAAGCUCGGCAGCAUUAGAAAGCAGUCGCCACAGGGGAGCACCGGUAUACAACCAAGGGCAGUGUGACUUUGUGAGUUAUUGCUGCUCUCUAUAAAUUCUGCACAGUCCAGAGUGGCCUUAAAAUCCAUUAAUAAACUGAUUAUCCAGAA